AUGUCAUGUCACAACCUUGUUCCUCCAUCGUAGCAUUUCUACAACAAUAUUCCCCCACGUCUGAAACAGCGGUCCGUGAAAACUUUCCAUGACGUCCUACCGUGAACGUAAACGUGAUCGGCUAAACGACUCGAGCCUCUAGAAAGAAGAAGUGUUGCUUUGAUCUGCCUCAAACAGGAAGUGAGUCAAAGCAGAGGUUCUCCAAUCCCAGGUAAUGAAGAAGUGUGGAGAAUUAAAGACCAGAAAUCAGUUGUCUACUUCCAUCAGACGCACAGUAAGUAAGAGGAACUUUAAUGGAAUAGAAAAAGCAUUUAAAUUUAUUUUGGGUUUAUAUGGGUUUCUUUUGUCUUUUCUGUGAAGUUUUUAUGGUGAGUUUCUUCAUCAGGGCAUUGUGACUAAAUAUUUUUGAAGAUGGGAUUGGAAAAGGUCCUAAAUAAGUCCAGAAGUGAGUCAAAAUAUUCUUUGGCUAGCUUUUUGCUCCUGUUGGCGUGCAUGGUCAUUCCUGUGGGAGGAUUCGCGCUCAAGAACUGCCAUGUCAGCAGGAACACAGCUUUAUGUCACAAUGAAAAACUCAAUGCUGUUCCCCAAGACGUUCCCAAAACGGUCACCAGUUUGGAUUUAUCUGGAAACAAACUUUCAAGGAUCAGACGCGCAGAUUUUUCCCACGUUCCUCAUCUGAUCCAGCUGGACCUCAACAGGAACUACAUUCUACAAGUGGACAGGUUUUCUUUUUCUAACUUAACCUCCCUCCAGAAGUUAAACUUAAACCACAAUAAGCUUGAUAAGCUGGACUCAAACGUCUUUCAUGGACUGUGGAGCCUGACAGAACUGAGAAUUGCUCAUAAUAAGAUAAAAGUUGUGUCUUCCACCUCCUUUCAGUCGUUGUCAAGCUUAAGGUUUUUGGAUAUUUCCUACAACAAGCUGCAAAAUCUUACAAACGCAAAUAUGAUCCUGGAGCAGCUGCCACAGCUGCAGGAGCUCGUCAUCAAACAGAAUAAUUUGACACACUUUUAUUCGUGGGAGCUGACCAACACAUCUGUCCAACUUCAUGCUGUUGAUUUGAGUUUAAACCCCUUUCAGGACUUUAGGAUUACCGCAGAUGUUUUCCCAAAUCUAUUGCGUUUCAGCAUCGGAUUGAAUAAGAGAAAACCGUUAAAGUGGGAUGUGAAAAAGACAUUUAUGCGGCGAGUUUCCUCUCUGGACAUCAGCCAGCUUCACCUGACUCUCAGUGACAUGAGAUCAUUGUUCCAAGCUGUGAACCAGACGCUGACCUUACUGAGGAUGAAUGCCAUGAAACAGAACCCAAACAAGCUCAUCAACCUGUCAUGCUCCAUCCCAAGCAUGUCUACUCUGCAGUUCAGACGAAACAAGCUGAGACGCAUUGAAGCCCGACUUUUGGAGCUGUGCACCAAUGUGACCGAGCUGGAUUUGGCAGACAAUGACAUUCAGGCCAUUUCUGAGGACGCCUUCAAGUGCCUUCCACAUCUGAAGACUUUGACUUUGAGUGGGAACAAGCUUCCUUUUGUUCCAUCUGCCACCCGGAAUCUUCCAGGACUUUACAAGCUGGAUCUGAAAAGCAACAGCAUCAACAGGCUCCAAUGUCAAGAUUUCGCCAAUCAGACAGAGCUCAGAAUCCUCUACCUCCAAAACAACUCCAUCUCGAAUCUGAAAGAUUGCGUUUUUGAGGAUUUGGUGCGACUGGAAAUCCUGAAACUACAGAGCAAUAAAAUAAUCAAGUUAAACAAUGCUUUCAAAAGACACCUGCCAAAUCUGAGAUUCCUUUAUUUGAGUAACAAUCAGCUUGCUAUGAUUGAAAAAGAGGAGUUCAAAGGUUUGCGUUCCCUUCAGAACCUAUCCUUACACCAAAAUAAUUUAGGGGACUUGAAUGAAAUGAGUUUUUAUGGAUUAAAAAAUCUUAUCCACAUGCAGCUAAAGGCCAACAACAUUCAAAAAAACGAUCUGGACUCUGGGGCUUUUAAUGCUCUAGUCAGUCUAAAACUAUUGGAUUUAAGCAACAACCAUGUCCAAUACAAGAGUGAACAUCCGUGUAAAGCACCUUUCUCCCACCUGUCCCACUUGGAGGAUUUCAUUUUCUCUGCUCAGCGCUUCCGACUUAAGUCUCACCUGCCUGUCAACUUCCUGCAGGGUUUGACAAACCUCCUGCACUUUGACACCAGGAGCACUCAGCUGGUGUCCCUGCACAAAGACACAUUUAACCAUACGCCCAAGAUGGAAAAUCUUCUGAUCAGCUCAAACGACCUAAAAGCCCUCUCACCAGAACUGUUUACUCCAAUUCCAAACCUAAAGAGUCUCUACAUAUCAAGGACACAGCUGUCUUCUCUGGAUUUCUUCAUAGAUGCCAACCUGAAGAAGCUGGAAUUCCUGCAGGCGAGAGGAAAUCAGUACUCUGACAUCACAGAAGAGGUCAUAUUGUCUCUGCCCGCUCUGAGUUAUGUGGAUCUUCAGGGUAACACCUUCACCUGUGACUGUAACAAUGCUCAGUUCCUCCGCUGGAUCAAAACCAGCAAUCAGACUCAGUUCUAUGAUGCUUAUAACUUUUUGUGCAGAAAUCCUCCAAGCUUUAAAGAUAAGAAGCUGCUCAACUUUGACCCUUCAUCCUGCAUGGUGGACACUGGUUUCAUCUGCUUCGUGUCCACCACAUGUUCUAUUGUCGGUCUCAUGUUGGCCUCCAUAAUGUUCCAUUUCAUGAGAUGGCAGCUGGUCUACUCCUAUUAUCUCUUUUUGGCUUGGCUCUAUGACUCCAGACAUCAGAACAAACGAUCCACAAACCAGUACGAUGCUUUUAUCUCCUACAACAACCACGAUGAGCCCUGGGUGAUGGACGAACUUCUGCCAAAACUUGAGGGAGAGCAGGGAUGGAGGCUGUGCUUGCACCAUCGCGACUUUGAACCAGGCAGACCGAUAUUAGACAACAUCACUGAUGCCAUUUAUGGAAGCAGGAAGACCAUCUGCGUCAUCAGCCGCAGAUACCUGGAGAGUGAAUGGUGCUCCAGAGAGGUUCAGGCAGCCAGCUUUCGUCUCUUUGAUGACCAAAAAGACGUUCUGAUCUUAAUCUUCCUGGAGGAAAUUCCACUGAAUCAGCUUUCUCCGUACCAUCGCAUGAGGAGGCUGCUGAAGAGGCAAACCUACCUGAGCUGGGCGCGAGCCCAAAACCCACAGGUGUUCUGGGAGAAACUGAGGCGUGCCCUGCAAAGCGGAGAUGACCUGGAUGAAGGCCGGUUCUGCCCAGGCUUGUUACAGACUCCCUGAUGGAGGUGGAGGUUUGGAACCAUCAUUACAUGGUUGAAUGUAUUUUGGAUGUUUUCUUGUUAAAGAGGUUACAUAAUGUAGUGGCGGUCACGUGCACGUUGGGUCUGCUGGCAGCACGGGAUUGUGGGAUGAGAUCUCCUGGUCAAAAUAGGGCUGAGCAUGGGAGUUUCUUUUUGCCCACGUUUCUUUUCAUAUGAGAGUUUUGUUGUUCCACCCUUAGUUAAUUCUUCCUGUUAUGUUUGUUUCUUUUUGUUGCACCAUCAAUGUGGGAAGGGGAGAGGGUGAUGUCCCAUGUGCGAUGCUCAAUGUUGUAGGUGUUUAAGAUAAAUUAGCUUAAUGCCGGAAAAGAGGGAUCACAUUCAGCUUCUCUUUCUGCCUCCUGCUCUCUGAGACUGUUCAGAGUUGUGCGGUGUAUGGGACACGGACAGCUCUCCAGCACAGCCAGUUGAUUGACAGCUCAGCUCUUGUUUUCACCUCUCUUUUAACCAACGUGUGUAUGUGUGUGUAUUUGUACCUGUGUGUGUGUGUCUGUACGUGUGUGUGUGUGUGUACGUGUGUGUCUGUAUGUGU
This is a messenger RNA of Oryzias latipes (Japanese medaka), 3840 nucleotides long. RefSeq names its product toll-like receptor 22 (gene tlr22). The record is from RefSeq and is a predicted model, not a curated record. Gene Ontology annotation, biological process: toll-like receptor signaling pathway; inflammatory response. Gene Ontology annotation, molecular function: protein binding; signaling receptor activity. Gene Ontology annotation, cellular component: plasma membrane. Lineage: Eukaryota; Metazoa; Chordata; Actinopteri; Beloniformes; Adrianichthyidae.